Paramormyrops kingsleyae is the source of this 4518-nucleotide messenger RNA. NCBI's taxonomy places the organism in Eukaryota, Metazoa, Chordata, Actinopteri, Osteoglossiformes, Mormyridae. The record is from RefSeq and is a predicted model, not a curated record.
GGAUCGAUGGACUUCACGUAAGAGGACGGGCAUGGGAUACAGCUCAUAGCCGCGCUUGACAAUGUUAUUGCGCUCCGAUGCGGCUUAUUUCUGCGCUUUUCAUCGCGGCAGGACGGAGGAGCUUCACGCAUGUCAGCAUGGAUGGUCUUUCUUUCUUGAUAUGGACUUUUUCUGUCCCCUUGUUCAGCCACAGUUCAGUGAAGUUAUCCACGCUGUGGUUUGGGAAUAUUAUGAAGGCAGGUGACAAAUGUGUCUGUUUCUCCCUGUCUUCUGUCACCGGGACGCUUAUGAGUGACACCAGCGGUCUCAGCCAUGAUUACGUGUUUGUGACACCGGUGGAGGUAGACUCACUGGGCGGCUACAUCUCUCACGAUGUGGUGGCUCGCAGCCGGCAGCGCCGGUCGCUGGUGCCAGACCCGGGUCCGCUUCACUAUAGGCUGUCGGCCCUCGGGCGGGACCUGCACUUGGACCUCAGGCCAUCUGCGGUGCUGGCGGACGGUUUUGCUGUUCACACGGUCGGCAGGGGGGGCGUCACGACGGGCCGGGCGGCUCUGGACAUUCGUGGCUGCUUCUAUCAGGGAUUUAUACGUAACCACUCCGCAUCCUCCAUAGCCGUGUCCACCUGCACGGGCCUGUCAGGGUUGAUCCGGACAUCGGAUGAGGAAUUCUUCAUCGCCCCUCUGCCCCAGCAUCUGGCAGCAGAACACAACUACAGCGCCCCCAGAGGGCACCACCCACACGUGCUUUACAAGCGCUCCGCAGAACACCGCAUCCAUUCGAGGUCCCCCCUGCACCCUGACCACGGCCUCCAGCGGGGGUGGGAAGGACAGUCCGGGAGGCAGCAUUUCUGUGGACGACGCAAGAAAUAUGCCCCUAAGCCCCCCGCUGAGGGUUGGCUUGCCAUGGAUGACGAGUUCGGAGGGCAGGGCCGGCCCAAACGGUCGCCCAUCCCCCCCAGCAAGGCAGGGGCGUUGAAUGUGGAAACGCUGGUGGUGGCCGACCGGAAGAUGGUGGAGAAGCAUGGCAGGGAGAAUGUCACCACCUACGUCCUGACUGUCAUGAACAUGGUCUCAAGCCUUUUCAAAGAUGGCACAAUUGGCACUGAUAUCAAUAUUGUUGUCGUCAGCCUAAUCCUUCUUGAAGAAGAUCCACUGGGCCUGUCCAUAAACCACCAUGCGGACCAAUCCCUCAACAGCUUCUGCCAGUGGCAGUCGGGCCUGAUAGGGAACAAUGGGAAGAGGCAUGACCACGCUGUACUCCUCACGGGACUGGACAUUUGCUCCUGGAAAAAUGAGCCUUGUGACACCCUGGGAUUUGCCCCCAUAAGUGGGAUGUGCUCUAGGCAUCGGAGCUGCACCAUAAACGAAGACACUGGGUUAGGCCUGGCCUUCACGAUAGCUCAUGAGUCCGGCCAUAAUUUCGGGAUGAUUCACGACGGUGAGGGGAACCCCUGCAGGAAGGCGGAGGGGAAUAUCAUGUCUCCGACACUGGCUGGGAAUAACGGCGUCUUCUCCUGGUCUGCGUGCAGCCGUCAGUACCUCCGCCGCUUCCUGAGUACGGCCCAAGCCUCCUGCCUGGCGGACGAGCCGAAGCAGAUCGGCCUGUACAAGUACCCAGAGCGGCUCCCCGGACAGCUUUACGAUGCCGACACUCAGUGCAAAUGGCAGUUUGGCUCCCGGGCAAAGCUGUGUAAUCUGGACUUCGUGAAGGACAUCUGCAAAUCACUGUGGUGCCACAGGGCGGGCCACAGAUGUGAGACGAAAUUCAUGCCAGCUGCGGAGGGUACGAGCUGCGGGCUGGACAUGUGGUGCCGGAGGGGCCACUGUGUCAAAUUCGGUGACGGGGGGCCCAGAGCCGUCCACGGCCAGUGGUCCACGUGGUCCAUGUGGUCCGACUGCUCCCGGAGCUGCGGAGGAGGCGUGAUGCACAGGGAACGCCACUGCAACAGCCCCAGGCCGCAGUACAACGGAAAGUUCUGUGUGGGCGCCGGGCGUCUCCACCAGCUGUGCAACACCAGGCCGUGCCCACCCAACGGGGUCAGCUUCCGUGCCCAGCAGUGCGCCGAGUACAACAGCAAGCCCUUCCGCGGCUGGUUCUACAAGUGGAAGCCCUACACAAAGGUGGAAGUGGAAGAUAUCUGCAAGCUCUACUGCAUUGCUGAGGACUUUGACUUCUUCUUUGCCAUGUCCAGUAAGGUGAAGGACGGGACCUCCUGCUCCGAGCACGGCAGGGGUGUUUGCAUCGACGGCUUGUGCGAGCCCGUUGGAUGUGACCAGGUAUUGGGUUCAAGGGCGACUUUGGAUGCCUGUGGCAUUUGUAAGGGGGACAAUUCCACCUGCAAGUUCAUCCAGGGCCAGUAUCUUCAGCAGCACCGAGCAAACGAGUAUUAUCCCAUAGUCACCAUCCCAGCUGCAGCCCGCAGCAUCCAUGUGCGUGAGAUGGAAACGUCCACCAGCUACCUGGCUGUCCGCAGCCCAAAGGGGAAAUACCACCUGACUGGGGACUGGACCGUUGAUUGGCCGGGAAAGUUCUGGUUUGCUGGGACGGUGUUUGACUACCAGCGGUCCAUUGGCCAGCCGGAGAGCCUGUAUGCGCUGGGGCCGACGAACGAGACACUUGUCUUUGAAAUCCUUCUUCAGGGGACAAAUCCAGGGGUGACGUGGGAGUACGCCCUCCCCAUGGACGAGAAGAAGCCAAGCUACACCUGGGGAGUGAUACGGUCUGAGUGCUCGGCCUCAUGUGCGGGAGGUCGGAUAUCAACAAAGGCCGUCUGUCUGCAGGAUCAGCACACGCAGGUCAGCGCCUCCCUCUGCGACCCGCGGACAAAGCCGGCGAUAACGUCUCCCCUCUGCAACACGCAGCCCUGCCCUGCACACUGGACCACCGGAAAGUGGGGGCCAUGCAGCCAGUCCUGUGGGGGCGGCCAGCAGACGAGGCCUGUCCGCUGCCUCCGCAAAGUGACCUACCAGCGCGAGGAGGUGGCCCCACACUCCAUCUGCCCCGUCUCGGCCCCCGCCGAGGUGCAGACCUGCAAUGCGGUGCCCUGCCCCCCCCAGUGGGACUCAGGGCCGUGGUCACGGUGCUCCAAGACUUGUGGCCGUGGACUGAGGAGACGCGCCGUGUCCUGCCGGGCUGGGGAUGGAGAAGGUGACGCUGCCAUGGUGCCAGAUAACCGGUGUGACGUCCGACACCGACCCGAGGAGCAGGAGACCUGCGUGGUGCGACGCUGCCCGAAGAACGAGCGGCUGCAGUGGGUGGUCACACCCUGGGGUGAGUGUUCCACGUCCUGUGGGACGGGGUCUCAGAAACGGGAGCUUCGGUGCGCUGAGAAGGGCCCCCAGGGGGAAUAUACGGAGUUUCCCGUGAGAAGGUGCCGGAACCUGCCCAAACCCGUCCUGGAACUCCAGCAGUCCUGCAGCAGGGAGGCAUGCCCAAAAUUUGGAGGAGGUCCCGACCAGAGCUCCAAUGCUGUGCCGUUGGGAUGGUACACCUCCCCCUGGCAAAAGUGUACGGUGUCCUGCGGAGGGGGGGUACAGAUCCGCAGUGUCCAGUGCCUGCAGCAUAACCGGCUGGCCUCGGGGUGCCCAUCCCACCAGAGACCCUCCCCAUCCCGAGCCUGCAACAUUCACUUCUGUCCUGCCCCUGGCCCUGCCCACAGAGGUGAGCAGCCCUGUGUGGAUUAUUUCAGCUGGUGUCACCUGGUUCCCCAGCACGGCGUGUGCAACCACAAGUUCUACGGGCAACAGUGUUGCAAGUCCUGCUCCAACAAGGCUCGGUAGCCAAGCCCAUAACCGUGCUAGGGCUGAUAUCAUGGAUCAGGAUGAACAAAACAAGAGCCGGAGACUGGAAGCUGGAAACUGGGAGCUCGAAACCCAAACUGGUUUUGGGUGGACAACACAAGGGGGAGGCUAACACACCAGCUUCUUUUCCUGAAGCACGUCCUCGGUUUGUAGGAAGGCAGGAAAGCGAGAUGUACCGCACGAGUGACUCUUGAUGACAUAUAUUCGUGACGGCUAUGUUGGACAAAUCCCCCAAACGUGUUUCCUUGUCAAGUCAUAUAAACUUAUCAGUCGUUUUUCAUAACUGGAAAUGCUGUACAGGGAAGCUUCCGCUCAGAUUACCUUCCUUGUAUAUUUGUGUUUUUUGGUUUUGAUGUCAUGUUUCGUGAUGGUAACCAUCCAUUUUUAAGCUAUUAUGGAAAUUCUAAAGAACCCCACCUGUUGUUACAUUUAUAUAUUUGUAUAUUUAAAAAUACCGGAUUUCAAGCUGAUGUUAGUGGACUUUAACUUAUUAUGGGUUGCCUGUCAAUGGAGUGCAGGCGUGUGGCUUCAUCAGUGUGGUCUAGGUCUCGUGUGAAGCAGUGUCUCACCUUGACAGAUUGUACGUGCACUUAUCCUGUCUGGCUGCCUCACUCCUUGUUAUCGGUGGUGCUCAUUUUGUCCUGAUACAAGGGAGAUAAUUUCAGCUACAGUGGAGGAAAUAAUUAUUUGACCCCUUGCUGAUUUUGUACGUUUGUCC